AUGAGCGACCUACAAAAGGCCUUUGUCAAAGCCAAACUCGCCAAAUACCCACCUGAAAUUCCCAUCUUUGACGAAAAUGACGAGGAUGCUGCUUCGACAGGAACCAGAGGGAGCGGCACGAUAGAGGAGGAAGGAGGAGAGGAUUUUGACUCGUCAUCCACGUCUUCGGCUUCUUCCGCGGGGACUGUUGUGCCUUCGCCUUCGAGGAAUCUCUUUGCGAAACCGAGUUCUAUACCAAGACAACGCACCAACUCAACAGAGUCAUUGACAUGGAGGGACUUUUUUUCACGAGAAUUGUUUAUUGAAAGAGAUAUAGAUGGUUUACAUAUUGUCUAUCAUGCAUACAUCACACCACCUACUGAUUCUGGACCUUUGUUUGUGAUGCAUCACGGCGCAGGUUCCUCGGGGUUAUCGUUUGCUGCCUGCGCAUCUGAAAUUCGCAAGAUAAUUCCUGAGGCCGGGAUAUUGUCUUUAGAUGCUCGUCAUCAUGGAAGAACUAUUGUUGAGACGAGAGAUGGCAGCCCAGUACAACUGGAUUAUCGAUUAGAAACAUUGAGCCAGGAUCUUCUUUCUGUGAUUAGAGGGACGCAGACACAGAUGGCCUGGGAUACACUACCAGAUUUAGUUCUGGUAGGACAUAGUCUCGGAGGAGCUGUUAUUACCGAUGUUGCUAGAGGUGGAGAGUUAGGAACAAAGGUGUUGGCGUAUGCAGUUUUGGAUGUUGUUGAGGGCUCUGCGAUAGAUGCUUUGCAGAGUAUGGACACUUAUAUCUCGACUCGACCAACGAGGUUCCCUUCUUUAUCUUCGGCUAUUGAGUGGCAUUUCCGCUCUCGAACAAUCCGCAACAUCACCUCCGCCCGAAUCUCCGUCCCAUCCCUCCUAACAGAAGAAGACAACCCCUAUGACCAAUCCAGACCCUGGAUCUGGCGCACAAAUCUAGCAGACACAAAACCCUUCUGGGAAGACUGGUUCAAGGGCCUCAGCAAAAAGUUCCUCGAAGCCAAAGGCGGCAAAUUAUUGCUACUUGCCGGCACAGACCGACUCGAUAAAGAGCUUAUGAUUGCGCAAAUGCAAGGGAAAUAUUCACUGCAGGUCCUGCCUCUUGCAGGCCAUUUUAUUCAGGAGGAUCAACCGGCGAAGACGGCGAGGUUUUUGGUCGAUUUUUUCAAGAGGAAUGACAGGACGCCGUUGGUGCUGCCGCCUAAAGUUGGGGAUAUUAUGGCUUCGAGGGCGAUGGAGAAGGGCGCUGGUAUAAAAUAA
This is a messenger RNA of Talaromyces marneffei, 1260 nucleotides long. RefSeq lists its product as uncharacterized. Gene Ontology annotation, molecular function: protein methylesterase activity. Gene Ontology annotation, biological process: protein demethylation. NCBI's taxonomy places the organism in Eukaryota, Fungi, Ascomycota, Eurotiomycetes, Eurotiales, Trichocomaceae. Bases 1 to 1260 code for a protein of 419 amino acids. The record is from RefSeq and is a predicted model, not a curated record. The transcript has 3 exons.